AUGAGCGGUCCCGUCGUGCUUUCUAGCUCCGCUAUAAAACCCGCUUGCGCUUCUCAGGCUCCUAGUAACUCCAUGUCCUUAUCGUCCUCUCCUCUCGCACUUAAACUUAAGCCCAUGACGAGCCACGCAAUCUCUAUCCCAUUCCGACAUGGCUCCUCUCUCAACCUUCCCCUCCACGGCACUCAGCGUCGCGCCUUUCGCCCGACGGAGUGCAGAAUUCGCCAAGGGAAGAAACCCGUCGCACAGCUGUCGCAACUGUCGCAAGCCGCCGUCGCAGUAGAGGUGGAGGAGGAAGUAGACGUGGGGAUUAUGCAGCCUCACGAAAUUCACCAUUCACAACCACAUCUCGAGUCUCCAGGCACCUCUUCCGGCGGUACCCCUCCAGGCUCCCCUCGUCGCGGAGCCGCUAAAUCUGCCGGCUCCGGUAAAACUUCCGGCGAUCGCGCGGGAGCGUCGAGCGUGGCAUCCGGAGUGCGCCUCGAGGGAGUCACUAAGACGUUCAAGGGAGUGCAACUUUUAACGGAUAUUUCUUGGGAGGUGAAGCGUGGGGAGCGCGUGGGUCUCGUCGGCAUUGCGUACCUCACGCAAGAGUUCGACGUCGUCCCUUCGCGAACGGUUCGCGAAGAGUUUCUCUCCGCGUUUGCGGAGCAGAUGGACAUUAAAGACCGGCUGGAAGAGGUCCAAGCCGCGCUAGAACGCGCCACGGAGGACAUGGAGUUAAUGUCGCGGCUUCUAGACGAACUCGACGACCUCCAGAAAAAAGCCGAGGCGCUCGACUUGUACAGCGUUGACGUGGCGAUUAAUAAGAUGAUGCCGGAGCUAGGGUUUGGUCCGGAGGAUUCGGAGCGGCUCGUGGCUUCUUAUAGCGGGGGGUGGCAAAUGCGGAUGUCGCUGGGGAAAAUUCUGCUGCAGCAGCCGGAUUUAUUACUCCUGGAUGAGCCUACUAAUCACUUGGACUUAGACGCAAUCGAAUGGCUUGAGAAGUACUUAAAGCAGCAGGAUGUUCCCAUGGUGAUCGUCUCUCACGAUCGCGCGUUCUUAGACCAGUUGUGUAAUAAGAUUGUGGAGACUGAGAUGGGGAUUAGUAUGACGUUCCCGGGGAAUUAUAGCGCGUACGUGGCGGCGAAGGCGGAGUGGGUGGAGGCGCAGCGGAUGGCGUGGGAGCGGCAGCAGAAGGAGAUUGCGCGCACGGAGGAUAUGAUUGCGCGACUGCAGGGCGGGGGGAACGCCGGGCGCGCCUCUUCCGCGGAGAAGGCGCUGGAGCGCCUGCAAGUAGAGGGUGCGGUGGAGAAACCGUUCGAGCGCAAGCAGAUGCGGUUCCGCUUCCCGGAGCUGGAGCGCAGCGGGCGCAUCACAGUGCAGAUCGCGAACCUUUCGCACAGCUACGCGAAGCGCAGCGCCGGCAACGGCGGCGGCGGGGAGGAGCAGCGAAACGAGCUGUUCGACAAGGCGAAGCUGCAGAUCGAACGCGGCGAGAAGCUGGCGUUCAUUGGACCGAAUGGGUGCGGGAAGAGUACCCUCCUUCGAUUUAUUGUGGGAUUUGAAGAGCCCGAGCAUGGGAUUGUGGCCCUGGGGGAGCACCGCGUUGUGCCCAACUACUUUGCUCAGAACCAG
Messenger RNA from Closterium sp. Yama58-4, 1614 nucleotides. NCBI's taxonomy places the organism in Eukaryota, Viridiplantae, Streptophyta, Zygnematophyceae, Desmidiales, Closteriaceae. The record is from the annotation of a GenBank genome assembly.